Molecule: messenger RNA, 1372 nt
Organism: Drosophila simulans
Lineage: Eukaryota; Metazoa; Arthropoda; Insecta; Diptera; Drosophilidae
Product: lipase 3
Exons: 4
Coding region: 16-1308 (430 amino acids)
Biological process (GO): lipid metabolic process
Molecular function (GO): hydrolase activity, acting on ester bonds
Source: RefSeq, a predicted model, not a curated record
AAUCAUCCAUGAAAAAUGCAGUCAUUUCUCAACCAGAUGCUGCCGAUAUUGCUUGGAAUUUGUUUUGUGUGGCUAUCGAACAGCACAGCCUUAUCUGAGGUGAACUGGAAGAAUCACUCGCUUAACGACGUUCAUCAUCGCACCAAAGUAAUAACUGCGGUGGACAUCAUAAGCAGUCACAACUAUCCGGUGCAAACGCACACUGUGGUCACCAGGGAUGGCUACAUACUGUCGGUCUUCCGAAUCCCAUCAUCACAGCUAUGUAGACGUAACGGGCCAAAGCCAGUUGUUUUGAUUACCCAUGGCAUGACUGGCUCCGCGGACUCAUGGCUCCUAACUGGACCCCGCAAUGGACUGCCCUUCUUGUUGGCCGAUGCUUGCUACGAUGUGUGGCUGAUAAACUGUCGCGGAACCCGGUACUCCAGGAAGCAUCUCAAAUUCAAGGCCUGGCUGUUGCAGUUUUGGCGUUUUAGCUGGCAUGAAAUCGGAAUGGAGGACUUGCCCGCCACUGUUGACCAUAUCCUGGCCACCACGAAACAGAAAUCCUUGCACUAUGUGGGUCACUCUCAGGGAUGCACAUCCGUGCUAGUCAUGCUCAGCAUGAGACCGGAGUACAAUAAACGGAUCAGGACCACAAACCUACUGGCCCCGCCUGCCUUCAUGAGACAUUCUCUUUCCAUGGGGCAUAAGAUAAUGAAGCCUCUUUUUAGCCUUCUGCCGGACAUUGAGUUGUUGCCCCAUCUCAAGAUGGUGAAUUCCGCGGUAUCAGCCAUAUGCAAAAUUCUUGGCGUGAGGGACGUUUGCACCGCUCUGUAUCUCCUAACCAAUGGACGAGUAUCCCAGCACAUGAACAGGACCCUCAUUCCGAUGUUGAUUGCCACUCAUCCGGCUGGGAUUUCUACCAGGCAGCCGAGACACUUCUUCCAGCUCAAGGACUCCGGGAGAUUCCGACAAUACGACUUUGGAUUCGGAAUGAACUAUCUUAUUUACAGGCAAAACACUCCCCCGGAUUAUCCCCUGCAUUUGGUGCGUCCGCACUCCGCCAUCCACAUCUUCUACAGCGAUGACGAUGGAACCAUCUCUCCGAAGGACGUCCUAGCCCUAGCCAGCAAGUUGCCUUACGCUGUCCCCCAUCACAUCACGGAUGAAACCUGGAACCACAUGGACUUCCUUCUAGCGAACAACAUAAAUGAAUUGAUUAAUAAUCCAGUAAUCCAGAUUAUCGAGACCUUCGAAGCAGAUCUAAAGCAAAAAAUUGGGAAUAUAAAGGGUGAUUUCAGUGUUGAUGCACUUCUAAAUGAAUUUUAAUAAUUGGGGAAACAAUUUUAAAGAGUUUUGAUAGCAUUAGCAAAUUAAAAACGAAAUAAAUAAU